AUGUGCUCCCUCCCGCUGGCACGUUAUUACAUAAUUAAGAAUGCAGAGCAGAAGGCAGUGUACCUGAAGAAUGACCAGCUGCUGGCAGGGGAACCGGGCACGGAGAAUGGCAGCCCAGAGCGGGUGUGCGUGCUCCCCAACCGAGCCCUCGACCCCAGCAAGUUCCCCAUCAUCAUCGGGAUCCAGGGCGGGAGCCGCUGUCUGGCUUGUGCGGAGACCGGGGAGAAGCCCACGCUGCAGCUGGAGGACGUGACCAUCGAGGACCUGUACAAGGGUGGGGAGCGGGCCACCCGCUUCACCUUCUACCGCUCCAGCUGUGGGGACGCCUUCCGCCUAGAGGCAGCCGCCCGGCCUGGCUGGUUCCUCUGCACCCAACCAGAGCCCUGGCAGCCCCUGGCGCUCUCCAGAGAACCUGGAGCCUCCACCAGCACCCAGUUCUACUUCGAGUUGAGUCGGUAG
Molecule: messenger RNA, 459 nt
Organism: Tachyglossus aculeatus (Australian echidna)
Lineage: Eukaryota; Metazoa; Chordata; Mammalia; Monotremata; Tachyglossidae
Gene: IL38
Product: interleukin 1 family member 10
Exons: 4
Coding region: 1-459 (152 amino acids)
Biological process (GO): inflammatory response to antigenic stimulus; positive regulation of gene expression; cellular response to lipopolysaccharide
Molecular function (GO): interleukin-1 receptor binding; cytokine activity
Source: RefSeq, a predicted model, not a curated record